GGAAGGAGGAUUGUUUGCUGCCCGGGAUCUGUCAGUGCAAUUGUAAACUCAGAAAUAGUAUGUGGAGAUAUACUGCAAAUGCCUUCUAGUCUUCCCUGGACUCACCCUUGUGAUUUCAGGCAAAUCUUAGAGAGGAAAUGAGUAUAAGGAGCAACCAAUGGAGAUGGAAAUGAUGGGUGGCGAGAAGUCACUUUGCUUUUAAGUGAGAAUUCAAAUGUGGCUGUAGAAAAUGCUUUACAAAUAGUCAUAUGAGGGGCUGGAGCGAUGGCUUAAUGUAGUUAGGAGCACUCACUGCUCUCACUGCUUUUGCAGAGGACCUGGAUUUGGUACUCAUCACCCAGAGAGCAGUUCACAGCCAGGACUACAGUUCUUAGGGAACCCAACACCCAUUUCUGGCCUCUACAGGGUACUGUGAACACAUAGGGCACACACAUGCCAGCAAAAUAAUUCAUAAAACAAGACCAUGUGUUAAAAAACUGUCAUGCAAGAUGGCUUAGGCUGGAGCUUGGAGAGAUCACGACAGCUCUGAAAGUUGCUAAAAUAUGAAAAAGACACAUAAAGUGGCUUCUAGCAGUUUCCAAAUAUGUACCUCGAUUAAUAGGUUUACUUAGGUGAAAUAUAUUAGUCAAGUGUUCAUUAUUUUAGAAAAAUAACAAGCAUGGACCAGUUUUUUUUUUUUUUUUAAAGCAUUGAUUGUAAGGCAUUCAAUAGAGUAAGAGUCACUCUCUGAUCAAUGAAUACCCACCUGGAGACAAAGGUAUACAUGUAUAUAUUUUUUCUUCCCUCACGUUAAGUAUGGAUUGAAGCAUCUCACUUAGAAGCCCAGGUCGCUAGGAGACUUAAGUCUAGAAUUGAGAGGGUGUAUCAGACCCUAGACAGUGAGCAUGGUGGCUGGCCACUGGUAUCUCUGGCAGGCAUCUCUACAGGCUAAGGACCAUACUAGCUGAUCGCUGGUAUUAACGAUGCUUUCAGCGCAACUGGCAGUUCUUGAUGGCAACAGCCUCCACUUUCCCAGCAAAUUAAGAUCAAGGCUGUGGGUACCGCACCAAAACUCCCACCAACCAGGCUCUGGCCUUGGUGUAACACGUGCGCGAGCUUUAAUGCCCUGCGCAGCGGAAACGCGUGGGCAGCACGUGGCCGCAUCCGGCGCGCCCUGGGACUAGCGGCUAUGGACGUGGGCGCGGACGAAUUUGAGCAGAGCCUUCCAUUCCUGCAGGAACUUGUCGCGGGUGCGGACUUCGUGGGUCUGGACAUAGAGUUCACAGGUCUGCGUUCAAACCUGUCCCGGCCCCAACAGAUCAGUCUCUUUGACUUGCCAUCUGAGUGGUAUCUGAAGACCCGCCAAAGUGUUCAGCAGUUUACAAUCUGUCAGAUUGGAUUGUCCAUGUUUUCCAGCGUUGAAGGAGAAUCAAACAAGUAUGUAGCACACUCCUGCAAUUUCUUUCUCUUCCCUACAACAUUUGGGAUCCUGGACUCAGAAUUCUCUUUCCAGGCAUCUAGUGUACAGUUUCUGAAUCAGUAUGGCUUCGACUAUAACAAGUUCCUCAAAAACGGAAUCCCAUACAUGAAUGAAGAACAGGAGAAGAAAAUCAAGCACAGUAUCCUGAGAGGGAACUGGAGAGUCCGAAGCUCUCUGGAUAAAGACCAAAUCAAGGUGGUGAUUGAUAAGGUGACCCAGUGGCUGGACCUGGCUGAGGAAGGUGACCAGAUGACUCUGCCUGACAUCUCUGGGUUCCAAGCCUUCGAGGUCCAACUGGUACUGAGGCAGGCCCUCCCCAACAUCUGGACAGUGCUGAAAGAGGAGGGGGUAAUUGUGAAGAAAGUGAGCCAGCCACAUCGCUGGUACCUUGAGCAUGCCUCCUGUGACCAAGUCACCUGCUGGAAGGAGCAGAUCCUUCUCUCCGCAAGAGGCUUCUCUGUCUUCUUUCAGAUGUUGGUGAAAGCCCAGAAGCCCUUGGUAGGACAUAACAUGAUGACGGACCUACUGCAUCUCCAUGAGAAGUUCUUCCGACCUCUCCCAGAAAGCUACGAUCAGUUUAAGCAGAACAUCCAUAGCCUGUUCCCUGUCCUCAUCGACACUAAGAACGUGACUAAGGACAUCUGGAAGGAACUGCGUUUCCCACGAGUCUCCAACCUCUCGGAAGUGUAUGAAGUGCUGAGCAGUAACUUGAAUCCCACUAAGAAUUCCGGACCCGUGAUCAUUCAUGCAAGACAAUGUAAAAAAUACGCUGAGACCAAGUGCCCUCAUGAAGCAGCCUAUGACGCUUUCCUCUGCGGGUCAGUUCUCUUGAAAGUGGCUCACUUGCUUCUACAGAGGGUGCAUGGCGGUGCUGUGCACGAGCCUGCCUUCCCCCAGUACCUCGAUGUGCUGGCGCCCUACGUGAACCAAGUGAAUCUGAUCAGAGCUGGGGUUCCGAAAAUUAAUUUUUCUGGCCCAGACUACCCCAGUAUCCGCCCUCCUGUACUCAUCCUCACUGUCAAGAGGUGGCCCGGGGUGAGUGAGCACCAGGUCUACCGUGAGUUCCAGAAUCUCUGCAAGUUUGAUGUCAGGCGGUUCACUCGAAGCCAGUUCCUGCUGCUGACCAAUAAGUUUAAGGAUGCCCGCAGUGUCUUGAAGGAGUACAGGAGCCACCCAACCCUGCAGGUCUCCCUGUACCGGUACUGGAGACAUUCGCCCAACAUCACCUGCCUGCUACAGGUCUGCAGCAUAGUCACCACCUGGUCCAUGAUUGCCUUUCUCCUGGGAAGACCCAGCCCCUGACAGCAGUGAGCGCCUCAGCUUCUC
Messenger RNA from Rattus rattus (black rat), 2785 nucleotides. RefSeq names its product PARN like, ribonuclease domain containing 1 (gene Pnldc1). The transcript has 19 exons. Gene Ontology annotation, biological process: nuclear-transcribed mRNA poly(A) tail shortening. The coding region runs from base 1169 to 2761 and encodes 530 amino acids. Lineage: Eukaryota; Metazoa; Chordata; Mammalia; Rodentia; Muridae. Gene Ontology annotation, molecular function: poly(A)-specific ribonuclease activity; RNA binding. Gene Ontology annotation, cellular component: cytoplasm; endoplasmic reticulum. The record is from RefSeq and is a predicted model, not a curated record.